AUGGAGUCGACAACAACUUCUUAUAAUAUGAGGAGUCCAGCUGUUAAAAGGCUUUUAAAAGAGGCUCGCGAAUUACAACAAGAUACUUGUAGCGAUUAUACAGCCCAACCACUUGAGAAUAAUUUAUUUGAAUGGCAUUUUGUAAUUCGUGGACCUGAUUCAACAGAAUUCGAAGGUGGAAGAUAUCAUGGACGAAUACUUUUGCCAUCUGAAUAUCCAUUCAAGCCACCAAAUCUGAUGCUUAUGACUCAAAAUGGUAGAUUUGAACUUAAUAAGAAAAUAUGCCUUAGUAUAACUGGAUAUCAUCCUGAAUAUUGGUUACCAGCUUGGGGAACAAAUGGAGCAAUUGGUGGAAUUGAUUAUACAGAGUCAGAGAGAAAAAUAUUAGCAAAAAGGAAUUUGAUUGAGACUGCUGUCAACAACAAUGAAUACAAGAAAUCUGACAAUAUCCAUAAUAUUAAGUAG
Messenger RNA from Entrophospora sp. SA101, 465 nucleotides. The record is from the annotation of a GenBank genome assembly. Lineage: Eukaryota; Fungi; Glomeromycota; Glomeromycetes; Entrophosporales; Entrophosporaceae.